AUGGGCGAAGGGGAAAUGGAGAUGAAGACCUGCUUGACCAGAAUGAUUAGCAUUCCCAUGGGCGUCUCGGUGUUCCCCAAGGAUCCCAUGUACGCUCAGCAAUGGUGGGCAGAGGCUGCGGUGGGGAAGAAGAUUGUCUUCUGGAAAGAGCACGAGAAGGGCGGUCACUUUGCUUCAGUUGAGAAGCCGGUGCAACUGAUUGAAGAUAUUCGCAGCUUCACGAAAGCAUCGAAAUUGAGUGGUAAAAUGAUUCGGGGGUCCUAA
Penicillium cinerascens is the source of this 264-nucleotide messenger RNA. RefSeq names its product epoxide hydrolase. The transcript has a single exon. Gene Ontology annotation, molecular function: epoxide hydrolase activity. NCBI's taxonomy places the organism in Eukaryota, Fungi, Ascomycota, Eurotiomycetes, Eurotiales, Aspergillaceae. The coding region runs from base 1 to 264 and encodes 87 amino acids. The record is from RefSeq and is a predicted model, not a curated record. Gene Ontology annotation, biological process: epoxide metabolic process.